Molecule: messenger RNA, 3167 nt
Organism: Lymnaea stagnalis (great pond snail)
Lineage: Eukaryota; Metazoa; Mollusca; Gastropoda; Lymnaeidae
Source: the annotation of a GenBank genome assembly
AGCGCAUCACAGAUCGCGGUUAGUUUUAGCUUUGAAGAAGUUCUCAUAUCUUGCGGCAACGGUUGAAAAACUUAACUACAUCUUGAAAAUUUCUUCAUGGACACCAGAGUAAAGUUAGUUUGUUUCUUGAUACCUGUGGGACUGCAAAUAUCAAAACUGUACGGUAAGUGAUUAUUUUUUAAUAUAUACUAGGUUCGGGAACCCGGUGUUGCCCGGUCAUUACUCAAAGGCUUUGUAUUACAACAGUAUACAAUUUAAUUUCAACCACUGCGUGCGAUUUUUGUCUCUUCGGUUGUCUUAUUGAUUGACAUCCCAGAACAGUGGGCGGCGAAUUCAUUAGUCAAAAGGGCCAAAAAUCAGCAGUAGGGAAAUAUAAAAAAAAAUUGAGAGCCACAUUUCAUUUCAAAAACCUGUAAAGAAGCAUGUUUUUUUCGGAGUCGAAACCGAUUUGCGGCUGACUGGCCGAGCCGCACACAGGUCGUUAAGGAGCCGCAUUCGGCUCUCGAGCCCACGCUUCGCUGACCACUGGCCUAGAAGUACACAAAAUGAAUCUUCAGCAGUCCUGACACUUCGCUGUUGUCUCCAAACGACUUAUCCCAUAUAGAGGCAGACAAGAGAAGACGUGAUUCACUUCACACAAACAAAAAAAAAACACCCACGAAAAUAUUACGUCAUACGUAAUCUAACUGGCUAGUGAGGUUAAUUAAGAUAUUGUGUUCACUAAUAUCUUCUGCAUAACACUCUGGGAAGAAUAUAUGGACCAACAUGAAGUCCCCUUGCUUUAGGUAUACAGAUAAGAUCCAUCGUUGUUUAGAUACUACUUUAUCAGCACUGUAACAUAUAACAUGAUUUGUACCCCCGUUUUUUAUGAUAUGGAUAUUAAAAAAAUGGUUACAGGAAAUUUGAUCGAAAGAAACUCGUCGACGGUAAAUUGAUCGACGGUAAUUUGAUCGAACGGAAAUUUGAUCGAAUCGUUUUUUCAACUCACACGUUGAAAUUGUCGUCAAAUUUCUUUUUGAACGCCCUAUACAAUAAAGUAAAACAAAAAAAAAUGUGUUCAAAAAGAAAUUUAAAGCAAAAUUUUAACAUAAAACCUGAAAAAACGAUUCGAUCGAAUUUCCGUUCGAUCAAAUUAUCGUCGAUCAAUUUACCGUCGACGAAAUUUCUUUCGAUCAAAUUUCCGGAUACGAAAAAAAAAAUAUUCCGAUAAUGUAAUCCCAUUCAAAUUCUAAACGUUAAUUUAUCAAUCAUCUUUUUUUGACCCAUUGUUCAAUUGAACGCUAUUUUUUUCUAAUGCUUAACUCACAGCUUCAGCUUAUCCAAGUGUUUGCUCUUUGCCAAGAAACAUUGGUAAAUGCAGUGACCAUUCAUGGAAGUAUUACUACGCACCUCAGAUAGGAAAGUGUUUUAGAUUUGCGUAUAAAGGCUGCGGGCCAACAAUUGCCAAUAGAUUCGACACAUUGCGAGAGUGCCUUCUUGCUUGCAAGUUUUCUGUAAAGCUCAGUAAGUCUUGCUAAAGUAUUCCUUCAAAAUUUUCCGAACCCUCCCCCCCCCCACUAAAAUCUAAAAGACAUGUAAGUUUAACAUACUGAAUUACUGAAUGUUCAAAAAUUGAACGAUAGACGGUGCUCUCCUGCAUCAAAUUCUAUAGUCACCAAUUCAAUUGUUUGAAAUGAAAAUCCAUUUGCCAUGACCUUGUCUAAAAUCAUUAACUUUUUAAGAAGAGGAAAAACAAAGUUAAAUUCAAUUUUUUUUAAGGUUUUCGUUGAAGUAAAAUGAAAUAGAUUUUUGAGGAAAUACUAGUUAAUUAAACUCCGUUUAGUAAAAACGUUAAUGAUAGAAAAAAUCGAAAAGAAUAAUUCUAUUCGCCCUUUAGGACAGUUCAUCUGGCCGAAGGAGAGGAGCUUCUUUUGCCCCUGUUAAGGCAGAAAACAUAUAAUCCUCCAUCUUGAAUAGUACAAGUACAAGCAGACGUUACCCUGGACGUGGUAACGUUGACUUCAUUAGGGGACAGGAGCGUCAAUCACUUCUUUUUUUUCUCUUUGUUAUUGGUUAGCUGCAUGCGUCUUACCAGUCGAGAGUGCGUUAAAUGAAAGCAUAAUUUGUCUUGGAGAGUAUAUUUAUGUGUGGAAAUGACGUUUAACACCUAAUAUUGCGUUAAAGAUUGCAUCCCGAGUCUAAAAAACCGAUUCAAAGAACAAAAAAUUGAUUAAACCUUAUGGUUACUGAGCAUUGAGCUCACUGACACUUGACAACUGAAAAUUUAAUGACACAUGUAAUCACUUCACAAAUUCAAAUUUCCUGGACUUGAAUCAAAGAAGAAACUUACUCUUCAAUCAUAUAGUUGAUUCUAGCAUUUUAAUUUCAAUCCAUCUAUAUUAACCAAAUGAUUUUAAAUUGUUUAUUAUAUCUAGAUAUCGGCAAUUCAGCUCAAAAUUUCAAACCCAUCUACCAUGCAGACAAAAGCAAACUGUUAAAGAAAGGUUGCCUUAGUUUUCACAUUGAAUCAAAAUGAUCUUUCCAUCGAUCAUAGAAGAGACAUAUAAAUAUAUAUAUAUAUAUAUAUAUAUACAUAAGAUUUUAACAUUUGUCAUAAGGCUUUUCUCAUAAUAGUACGAAGAGGGUUUUGUCUUCUUCAAAAUUUAUUGUUUUAAAAAAAAAAAAAAUGUCAAAUUUAGUUGGCUAAUUCCCAUUCCUACCAAAAACUUUUCGCAUCUGGUCGUGUCUUAACGCAUUUUUUUUCAAUGCGCAGAGAACCUGGUUCCCCUCUGCUACCAGAGUGAGCCCUUGAGUGCCGUGGGCGGAGACAUCGUCAUCAAGUACUUCUACUCACAUGAGCACAAAACGUGUUUCUGGUUUCUGUUCCCCGGCAGCGGAGAAAAAGCCGGCAACUGUUUCGAUUCGUUUGAAGACUGCAUGGCUUUUUGCCACCUCAAGGACGAGUGAAGUGCUGCCGUGAUGCUGAUCUCGUCCGAAAACAGAUUAUCUGUGAAGCCCCCCUACAGCGAUGAACGCGCCACAACCAACAGACUGUACGACAAUUGUAUGGUUCCUCUGACGCCCCAAAGCAGCGAGUGCGGACAUUUCAGUUAAAGUUCGUUUUUUUUUUUGGAAUGAAAACAGUCAACGCCUAAAACUUAACAAAGAUUAUAAAUAAAAUUCAAUGC